This is a messenger RNA of Drosophila eugracilis, 4969 nucleotides long. RefSeq lists its product as uncharacterized. Gene Ontology annotation, biological process: double-strand break repair via homologous recombination; DNA replication. Gene Ontology annotation, cellular component: nucleus; cytoplasm; chromosome. The record is from RefSeq and is a predicted model, not a curated record. NCBI's taxonomy places the organism in Eukaryota, Metazoa, Arthropoda, Insecta, Diptera, Drosophilidae. Gene Ontology annotation, molecular function: 3'-5' DNA helicase activity; four-way junction helicase activity; ATP binding. The coding region runs from base 88 to 4824 and encodes 1578 amino acids. The transcript has 7 exons.
CAGCUGCACUUGUUGGCUUAUUAAGUGACAACAUCUCGUACCAAAUGUUUGUAUUUUAAUAUUUUGUAACUUAAUAUAUCCAACAAGAUGGACGAUUCUGCCUUCAAGUUGAAAUACCAGAAGUACAAGCUGCGGGUCAAGCUCUGGGAAAAGGAUUUCAAAAAAAAGAAUGGCCGAGUUCCAUCAAAGUAUGAUAUUCGGGAGGCCAGCCAGGAGAUACGCGACUCCUACAAAAUGUACUACAAGCUAAAAACAUCUUUCCUAGAGGAAACCCUGAACGAUGUUCUUAGUGAAGACGGAUACGAUAUCCUGGAGAUGUCACAGGCCAGCGAUCUGGGUGUGAGCAUGCUGGAACCAGAUAUGAGCGUAAAUGGAGGCCCCCGACUUCCAAUGGAUAUAUCCGCGUUGGUGGAGCCACAAAUCUCUGACAAACUGCCCGAGAUUCCGACGUCGGCGGAAGGUUCCUUUUCCAAUAUCCAGGAGCUGCCCAACCGUCAAGUGCUCACCAAUCUUGUUAAUCGCGAUGAGAACCAUGUAAUUCGCAAAUUUGAAGCAGUAGAAGAGCUGCCAAUCAAUCAAAAUGCUUGGGGAGCGGGUGUCAGCAAGAAACCAGCACCUGCAGCAUAUCCCCUUGAGGCUACCGUUUCAGCUCCAUUGCAGGACAAGCAGUCCAAGCCGGUUACUAGUCUUAAACCUAGCUUGAGCGCAAAGUUAUUCCAGUCUACGCGCGGAUUUGCCAAGCGAAAUCCCCGAAAGCCGCUGUCUCACAGUUCCGUCAAUACCUCGACUAGUUCCGUUAGCUCAGUAUCCACAAAUCCGGUAGAAGAACUUCCUGAUUUUGAAACCAUACUAAUACGUAAGGCCAAGGAGUACAAGGAAAAGGAGCUGGCCUUAGCUACAAAUCCACAUCUGACCGGCGAUCACAUCAAGGAAACCAUAAAAACCCAUGUAGACGAUGGCUGGCUGCAGCGAAAUACCAAGGAGAACACUCUUGAGGUGGAUACGCCUUUUGCGGAAGCAAAUAAUAAUAGAAGUUCUCCAAAGAAAACCAACUUUGGACUGGCAAAUCUUGAUCUGAGUAAACUGAAGCCGACUUUAAAAAAGGAACAGCCGCUACAGGUUAAGACUGAACAGGUUGCAAGCACACAGGUUUUCCAUACAGCUAACAGUUCUAUUAUAAGCCAAAACACGGCUCCUCUAGGUCAAACACCUUCCGCAUCCACCCACAAAUCGCCUACUCCUAAACAUAAGCCACGACCUGUACGGCAGGAGACGGAAUCGGAUUCCGAUUCUGUGGUAGCUGAAAGUGAUGAAGAGCCGGAGGCCGAAGAAUACCGACAGCUGGCCAAACGUCGCAGGAUUAUGCCAACAUCUUCAGGAACCAGUAAAGCACUAGCUUCAGCUGAAAUACCCAAACCAGUUGAACAAGAAGUUUUGACUUGCAGAGAUCCAGAUGAUAAAUAUGCUUUGGAUUUCUCCGCUGAUGAUGAUCAAGAUGCUUCAUACGAACCGGAGAAAGGCAAGAAAGAUAAGACGAAGCGCAAGCAAGCUGCGGGCAAACGAAAGACGGCUAAACCUAAAGCGGAACCAAAGCCAAAAGCUGAAAAGAAACCCAAAAUCAAAGCUGAGAAAAAACCGAAGCCUGAGAAGAAGCCAAGGAACACUAAGAAAUCUACUGCUGAGGAACCUGUUCCUGAAGAGAGCCAACCUUUAAAUCCCGAAGAUCUGAAAUAUGUACUUGCUUUGGAGGCAGGAGAUAUUACCUGUGUUCCUCGCAUUAAUAAGCAGGAGCUGGAAAAUGCAGAUGCAACCGCUCAACGGUAUAUUAGCACCUUCGCAACUGGAACUGUGGCACGAUCAACAGAAGGAUCGAAUAUCCAAGUGGAUGAAAAGCGAGCUGCAGCACGAAAGAAAUUGGAGGAACGAGUUGCCUCUGGUAAACUCAACGAGAACUUUGUAACCAUUAACAUUCAAAAGAAAAAGUUUGUACGUGGCAAAAAGUCAGUGAACUUCAGUAAAUACAAAAAACAGCAGUGGCGGCAAAAGAAACGUGUGGCUGCCUUGAGUGGACCCGAUAUGGACAUGGGUGGGUGUGAUGGCGGAGUGCUCACUUGCUUCCAGUGCGGCGGUGUCGGACAUUUCGCACGGAAUUGCAAGGUUAAGGGAGAUAGCUUGUUGCCUUUAUCAGGUCAACUUGAGGAGGAUCCCUCCCCAUUCCCUACGCUCGCCGAGGCCCAAGAGAUGGCCAGUCAGGGUGCAGUGGUAGCUCACAGUCGAAAUAUCUUAAGAUUACCAGAAGCUGCCAACUCCGCCAUUUUGCAAGGUGAGGAAUCCGAUGAAUCAGAAGAAGAGGUCAAAGAAAGCAGCGGUGAUGAGGAUGGAGAAAUGCAUCCAGAUCCAGAUUGGUCUGACGAAGAUGUUAACAUCGACUUUGAAGCCCUGGAUGCUGCCGUGGAAGCCUCGCAGAGUCAACCGGAUUCCCAAGAGAAAGCACUUUCACCUAUUAAGAAAUACGUAGGGCACAAGAUUCCCGAAGAGUUUCUCAAGCAGGCUGGCCUGGACCCCAAUGCUGCUACAUCGAAUCGUAGUCAGCACGGUGGAGUAAAACCUUUAUACGAUCUCCUGCCAGAUGGAAGUGUCCAGGACACCACACCCGAAGUGUUGGAAGCAUUACACAUGUUCGGUCACAGUAAUUUCAGAAAGGGUCAGGAUCGAGCUAUCAUGCGCACUCUGUCUGGGCUCUCAUCGCUUGUCACACUUAGCACGGGCAGUGGCAAAUCUCUGUGCUAUCAACUGCCUGCCUACUUAUUUAGCCGUAAAAUGGGAGCCAUUACACUGGUAAUUUCGCCGCUGGUGUCUCUUAUGGAGGACCAGGUGACCGGGGUGCCGCACUUUUUGCGCGCCCACUGUUUGCACACCAAUCAAACUGCGCCGCAGCGUAUGAAAAUCCAGCAAAUGAUCGCCGAUGGGGAAAUCGAUAUUCUUUUGGUCUCUCCAGAAGCAGUAGUUGCCGGGGAACGUGCCACAGGAUUUGGAGCUAUUCUUCGCCAGCUACCGCCCAUUGCUUUCGCCUGUAUUGAUGAGGCGCAUUGUGUGUCUCAGUGGAGUCACAACUUCCGUCCCAGCUACUUGAUGAUCUGCAAAGUACUGCGAAAAAAUCUUGGGGUUCACACAGUGCUGGGACUUACGGCUACGGCCACUUUGCCAACGCGAGUGAGCAUCAUCAAACAUCUGGGCAUUGUGGAUGGAGAACGAGGUGUUAUUAGUGACAUCCCAUUACCAGACAAUCUGGUUUUGUCCAUUUCCAAGGAUCAAAACCGUGAUGCGGCGCUGCUCCAACUACUCAACAGCGAACGCUUUGAACCCUGCCAAUCCAUAAUCAUCUACUGCACACGACGUGACGAGUGUGAGCGAAUCGCUGGCUUUAUUAGAACAUGCGUCCAAGACCGUAGGCAGCCGGCCCAGGAUACUGGCAAGAAACGAAAGCGCAUAAACUGGCAAGCCGAGCCGUAUCAUGCUGGAAUGCCCGCUUCCAGGCGGCGCACCGUUCAGAAGGCCUUCAUGGCCAACGAGCUGCGUAUUGUGGUGGCCACCAUUGCCUUUGGCAUGGGCAUUAACAAGCCGGACAUAAGAGCUGUGAUUCACUACAAUAUGCCGCGGAAUUUUGAGAGCUAUGUGCAGGAAAUUGGUCGAGCAGGGCGCGACGGAUUGACAUCUCACUGUCAUCUUUUCUUGGAUGCAAAGGGUGGAGACCAGAGUGAGCUGCGACGGCAUGUGUAUGCCAACUCUAUUGAUCGACAUGUGAUUCGCAAGCUGCUGCAGAAGAUUUUCGUGCCAUGCAGCUGCGACAAAGAUGCCUCCAAGAGGCCUGAACUUCCGAUUCCCCUUGAGGGCGACGGUCCGAGGGCGCAUGUGUGUCCAGGUCACGAGAUCGGCUUCUCUGUAGAGAAAACCGUUGAGAUGCUGGACAUUCCAGCGGAGAAUAUAUCUACGUUGCUUUGCUACAUGGAACUGGAUCCCCGGUGGUGCAUCAGUGUACUAAGCUCAGCAUAUGUGAUGGCCAAAGUAAUCUCCUACGGUGGACCCAAGUACCUAAAGCACGCUGCAAAAGAAUGUCCGCCCUUGGCCAUGGCUAUUGCUUUGCAGAUUAGGGACAAGACCUUCAAGGAGGACUCAAACAUCAUUGAGUUCUCGGUGACUGAUAUUGCCUCAGGAAUUGGCUGGAACAGCGGUGUGGUCAAGUACCAACUGAAGGACCUAGAAUGGGUAAAAGUGAAUGGAUUCCCGAAGCGAUCGCCCAUUACGGUGAGCUUCUAUGAUUUAGGAUUCCGUAUCAAGGUGCCAGGGGACUUUACGGAAUCAGAGAUCGACAGCGCUCUGGAUACUCUCUAUACGCGUUCUGUGAAACAGGAGCGUACGCAGCUUAUCCAACUACAGUAUGUGGCCCACGGAUUGGCGGCGGUGGCCUACAGCUCCUGCGGACAGUGCUGUAAUGCCGACUUUCCGCAAGAUCGUUGUGAGCAGCUAAAGGCUAUUGUGCGUAACUACUUUGCUAAUGACUACCCGCAGGAUCUGGAACUGGAAGUGGAGCCCAGCAACGUGUCCGAUGAGGAUAUCACAGCAGACGUACACGCCCUGAUCAAUAUGUAUCCGGACAACACAUUUAGUGGUCGAAACAUUGCUCGAAUCUUCCACGGUAUCAUGAGUCCAAAUUAUCCAGCCGUCAUCUGGGGACGCUGUAAAUUCUGGCGCGCCCACGUCAAGGUCGAUUUCAACCGCAUACUGCAACUGGCCAAUAUGGCUAUUGUCAAGAGGCGAACCUAACUGGGAUCAAUGCCCGCUAGCGAUUCUGAAAUUUAGUUUUCUACGGCUAACUAACUAAUAGCGAAUUGAAUUAUGUGAUGCCAAAUUAAAACAUUUUUCUUUUUUUCUUUUAAGUCUGAUAAAUAUAUAUAUAAUCAAAUAUCUA